Calliphora vicina (urban bluebottle blowfly) is the source of this 3812-nucleotide messenger RNA. RefSeq names its product Adenylyl cyclase X D (gene ACXD). Lineage: Eukaryota; Metazoa; Arthropoda; Insecta; Diptera; Calliphoridae. Gene Ontology annotation, cellular component: plasma membrane. Gene Ontology annotation, biological process: adenylate cyclase-activating G protein-coupled receptor signaling pathway; cAMP biosynthetic process; intracellular signal transduction. The transcript is spliced from 19 exons. Bases 164 to 3721 code for a protein of 1185 amino acids. The record is from RefSeq and is a predicted model, not a curated record. Gene Ontology annotation, molecular function: adenylate cyclase activity.
GCACGAACUCUCUUUACCAACGGUACAAUUUCGGUAAAUAACGGGCAACUGGAAGUGAAACGUUACGUGGAAAACAAGAAAACUGUAAUUAAAUAAAAAUGUUUACCAUUUGAUAUAAAUUCUUACCAUUUUGCAAUAAAAUAAACUAUUGAUUGCAAGAAAUAUGAAUUCGUUUUUGGAAGACUCUACGGAACGUAUCAGUCGUUUAAGCAACGAAAGCCGUCAUGAUACCCUGAUUAAUGAGAAGAAAUGGGAAUGGGGUUUUCUACGGAAUCAAUGUCGCAAUUUAGAAUUGGAGCAAUUCUAUCAGUCGUAUAUGCAACGAUUGCGUGUCAGCUAUUUAUCGUUAUUCAUCAUUAUCGAACUGCUAGUGGUGGGUGUGCACUCAAUUAUACUGCUAUCAACGGUAUCAAAUUUAAAUAAUGUUGCCACCGAUAUUUUUGCCUAUGUCACAUCGGCCUUACUGGUAUGGGCUAUUUUGGCUCUUAACUUUCGCGUAGAACUUAUAAAACGUUAUCCCUGGAUAAUGUAUGUUACCUCUUGGUUAGCUGUUACCAUAUUGGCCAUGACGGACAUAGGAGUUACAGUUUAUCAUGCAGUCAUAAAUCUGGAUAUAUUAAGGCCAGCCUAUGGUUCCUAUAUACUAUAUGCCGUCUAUAUAUUUAUGCCCUUGCCCGAUAAUGUGCAUGCCUUUAUGCUGGGCAUGGCUGUGACAGUAUCGUAUUUGAUAGAUUAUGCAUUUGUGACAUAUCGUAAACUACCGGAUGGCACGAAAACUUUGGAUAUCAAUAAACUCAUAACCGAGGGCAUAUUUCUAUUGAGCAUUAACUUUUUGGGCAUAUAUUUUCGCAUGAUGAAAGAGAUAGCCAUACGUACAACAUUUUUGGAUCGUCGCAAGUAUGUGGAGGAAAAUUUAUUGCUGCGUUAUGCCAGAGAAGAGGAGCGAAGUUUAUUAUUGAGCAUAAUACCGGCACAUAUUGUGAAUAAAAUCGAACAUGAUGUUAAAUCGCGUUUGGAAUAUAAAAAGGCCAAAAGACGUGCUUCACAAAAUCCUCACUAUGGAGCUGAAACUGAAACGAAAAUCUCACGAUGGCGUCAACCCGAAAUUGAGAAACUUUUUAUUGAACCGCAUGAUGAUGUUACCAUACUGUAUGCUGAUGUGGUAAAUUAUACUUAUCUAACCACCACUUUGGAUGUCAAGACCCUGGUGGAAACGCUGCAUGAUUUGUUUGUUAAAUUCGAUACGGCUUCGGAGGAAUACAAUGUCUUACGCAUAAAAUUCUUGGGUGAUUGCUAUUACUGUGUGGCCGGGGUGUCUAUACCCAAUGAAUAUCAUGCCAAAUGUUGUGUUGAUCUGGGUCUACGCAUGAUCAAGGAUAUACGUGAUGUAAGAACAAGACGUAAACUGAAUAUAGAUAUGCGUAUUGGUGUCCACACGGGCAGUAUAUUGUCAGGGGUUUUGGGUGCCUGUAAACUGCAAUAUGAUAUUUGGUCCAAAGAUGUAGAUAUUGCCAAUCGUUUGGAGCAGACGGGCAUGGCUGGUCGAGUACAUGUCAGCGAGGAAACUUUAAAGCAAUUGGAAGGUGAAUAUAUGUAUGAGGAGGGCACACCACAGGCCAGAACAGAUCCAGUUUUAAAAAAUUUUGGUAUACGUACAUUCUUGAUCAAGCCACCCAGGUAUGCUUCCUAUAAUGAACAACGACGCCCCUAUACGGGCGUUAAGCGCCAAAUCGAACAACGCUCUAGAGCCGAUACUUCAACGAACUUUAUGCAAAAUAAUAUACAACAAUUUAAUCAAAUACGAACCCAAGCUAAAUUGGAAAUGAGUCGAGAGUUGGACAAAAUGCCAAUAGGCAGAAUACAGAUCACGAAAUUCUGCUUUGAUCGCUCGAAACGUUUGACACAAGACGAAAUGGAAGAGCAAAACUUCCGACGCAACAUAACCUCAAUGUGUUUGUUUUUCAAAGAUUGGCGUUGGGAAAUGCAAUUUUUAAGAGAAGCCGACGAUAUGCUAAAAUACAGUGUCAUUAUGGGAGUUAUUAUCUUUUUUGGCAUUAUGGCCAUACAAUCGAUUAAUAAAGUACAAUCGACAAAUUUUUGGGCUUCCAAUGCCACCUACAUAGUACUAAUGGUCAUUUGUAUAUUUUUGACCUGGUUCAAGAAAUUAUGGAUAAUGUUUUUCGCUGAGACGGCCCAAUCGGAGCCGAAAAAUAACUUUGUAUUGUUUCUCUUUGAUGCCUCCAAGCAUAUACAGAGCAGCAUAACAGCACGCAUCACAAUGUAUUUGUUAAUUAUUAUAAUACAUUGUUCGGCUACAUUUAUACAAUUGUUAGAUUGUAAAAACUGGCCUAUUUAUAACGAGGAUGAUGCGGACAAAAACAAAUAUUUGCAACAUUUUACCAAUGGCCGAGAAUGUGAAGUGGGUUUCAAUCCCUGGGGCAUUACCGAAAGUCUAGAGUUAACCAUUUGCAUGGUGUUUCUCUUCUCACGCAUACCCUUUGUGGUCAAACUUAUUGUGGGUGUUUUAAUAUCGGGCAUUUAUGCAAUUGUUAUAUUCGUUAGCUACUCACCGAUUUAUGAGGCCAGUCCUUCGACAAAUGUUGCCUUACAGGCAGAGUAUUCCCAUGUCAUGGUUAUAAUUAUAACAUUGGUUAUUUUCCAUUUAAUGGAUCGUCAGACAGAGUUUAUUUCCAAAGUGGAUUAUAACUGGAAACGUCAAUUACAAAGAAAGCAAGAAGAUGCUGAAGUUACAAAUGCCUCUAUCACAGUGUUGAUUAAAAAUAUUUUGCCAUCUCAUGUUGCCGAUAUUUAUAUAUCGAAACAAAUGAAAAAUGAAUUAUAUUACGAAGAAUAUGAUAAUGUGGCCGUCAUGUUUGCUUCCAUAAAAAAUUAUGAUAUUGAAAGUGUUGGACUAAGGGUGCUUAAUGAAAUCAUAUGUGAUUUUGAUGAAGUGCUCAAAUUGUUUGAAGCGGAAGGUAUGUUUAAGGUGGAAAAAAUCAAAGUGGCUGGUUGGACUUAUAUGGCUGCGUGUGGCUUAGAUUUAGCACGUUCCGAACAUGUUAAUACUCAAACCAAUUUUCGUUCAUCAUCUCUGUUGCCCAAUGGACGCAGAAGUCAUUAUAAUAAUAAUAGUUUCAAUUCACAUACUUCAAAUGAUAUAAGACUGGAUAUGGGACCCUCCACCUCAAAAGAGGCGUUGGAGAGAACGAAAAAACUGUCCAACCAAUAUGAGGGACACAGUAAUAAUACAAAUCAGAAAAGUCGUAAAAUAAGUUCCCCACAACAGUGUAAUGUGGUGCAUGUAAUGGCACAAUUUGCUUUGCAAUUAAUGAAAACAAUGCAUUCGUUUAAUGUGGAGAAUCUGCAAUGUGAAGAUGGUGUUUCAGAUUAUGGAAUGUUAAGAAUUGGCAUUAGUAAUGGCUCCAUUAUGGCUGGUGUGGUUGGUUCCUCUAAACCCCACUAUGAUAUUUGGGGCAAUUGUGUGAAUAUGGCUUCCCGCAUGGAUUCUACCGGUAUACCCGGUCACAUACAAGUCACCGAAGAUACGGCCGAAAUUUUGCGCACCUUUAAUAUACAAUGCAAUUUCCGUGGCAUGACUUAUGUCAAGGGUCGUGGCGAAAUACCCACAUAUUUUGCGGGAAUUGAUGAAAAUUUAAAUUUCAUACCAGAAACCACAAGUACAAAUGAUUUAAGUAAUAUUAACAAAAACAAACAAGAAUGAAUGACUGACUGAUUUCAUCUGAAAAUUUUAAGAAAUACAAGCAUAUAUCCACGCAUCCUCGCACUCGCACAGUCAUAGAUAAAUUGCACUC